Molecule: messenger RNA, 584 nt
Organism: Raphanus sativus (radish)
Lineage: Eukaryota; Viridiplantae; Streptophyta; Magnoliopsida; Brassicales; Brassicaceae
Exons: 2
Coding region: 98-547 (149 amino acids)
Source: RefSeq, a predicted model, not a curated record
AAACAACUUUAAAUCGUUACUGGAAGAUCAUCAGUUCGCAUGGAUCUUAUGGCACAUUUGGAAAGGAAGAAACAAUAAGGUUUUCAGCAAUUUGGAUAUGGAUCCUAGGGAUACUCUUCAACUUGCGGAAACAGAAUCAAAGCUUUGGGUUGAGGCACAAAUAUUACCUACACCGGCGACAGAUCGACAACAACCGAGUCUACCGUCCAUUCCAGGACGCUGGUGUUUUCUGGAUGGGUCUUUGAAGGACAACGAGGUGUUUUCAGGCCAGGGAUGGUAUAGUACCCUUGAAGGUUUUACGGGUUUAAUGAGAGCAAGAAAUAUAAGGGCUUCUCUUUCUCCUUUUCAUUCCGAGGUGGAAGCAUUACUUUGGGCAAUGGAAGAUAUAAAGAUCUUGCAAGAAAACUUUUACAGCUCAGAGAUCAUUCAUGUCCUGCGCAUGCAGAAUUUGAAGGCCGAUAGCUUAGCACGUUGUGCUAGGAAACAAACGUUCUUUGUCAUGCACAUGGAUGCAGAGCUACCAGUUUGGUUUAAAAAAUACAUAUGAGUCUGUAUAAAUCGAUGAAAAAAAAAUCGUUACUGUC